UGAUAUUUAAUAUUAAAUUCCGUUGUGACACACCAACGUUUAAAUUACUAGUAUACGUGUAUUCAAAUUGUGGAUAUGGCCAGUGGAAUAGGAAGAAAUAUUUCGUCGGAGGAUUUGGACUUAGAUUUAUGCAAGACUGUAGUGAAAAUCGGCUCUUGUUGUAUAAAGGCGGAAAAGGUUUCACCACAAGAAAAAAGCAAAUUAGAGGAAGUAUAUCGAGAGGCACUGGACCAUAUUGAUUCACUCCGUAAAUGUUUUGAAGCUAAGAUUGGCAAACUGCAUUUAAGAGAGACUCCAGGCCGCAAAGAUCAUAAAGACAGCGGCAUGGAAUCUGGGACAUCCUCAGUGAUCAGUAAGCCCACAGACGAUACUGAUGAAACUGGCUCCGGUCUCUGUGACAGUCAUGUGCUGGCAACCAGCAUGUCACGUGCAAGUCUUCCACUGGAUUGACGGAUUACUUUCAGUAAACAAAGAACCGAUGGAACAAUAACAUCCUCGGACACAUUCAACAGUCAACAUUGUUAGUUAAACACAUAUAUGUAAUGUCAAUUCAGUUCUUUAUUGUUUGGAAAUCAUCUUCCAUUCUAUGUGACCAAGAUUCAUAAAAGUACACUAUGCUUUUUCUCCUGUUAUAUUUUUAGAAUGCAUUUAAUAUUUGGUUUUGUUAAGAAUAAACAUGAUUCGUAUAAAAUUUGACAGGUAUAACUGGAGCAUGUUUGUAGUAUGUUCAGGAAUUCGGAAAAUAAGGGCAAACUUCGUUGAUCUUGGGUCUGUGGGUAAAAUUUAAUUUUAAAUAAAACUUUCACCAAACAUCUCCAAUUAUAUGGUUUUAAUGAGGAUAACAUUUAAACCUUUUGGUGGGAAUUUUUAUGAUAUUGUUGUUGGACUUAAAUAAUUCAUGUGGAUUUAAUUCUGCGAACAUUUUAAUACCAGGAUCAUUAGUAUUAUUUUUUGGAAAUUAUUUCUGUAAAAUUGUUUAUUAAUGUAUUGUGCGGUUGUUGUUUAAAAUGUGUUGCUCGAUUAUAAUUCUCUUUUGUGUUUGGUGGUCGUAAAAACACCAUUCAAUGCUGUUUAUGCUGGAAAUACUCAUAAAUGUUCCCCAUG
Molecule: messenger RNA, 1104 nt
Organism: Mya arenaria
Lineage: Eukaryota; Metazoa; Mollusca; Bivalvia; Myida; Myidae
Exons: 5
Coding region: 76-450 (124 amino acids)
Source: RefSeq, a predicted model, not a curated record